Molecule: messenger RNA, 2035 nt
Organism: Suillus subaureus
Lineage: Eukaryota; Fungi; Basidiomycota; Agaricomycetes; Boletales; Suillaceae
Exons: 5
Coding region: 382-1926 (514 amino acids)
Source: RefSeq, a predicted model, not a curated record
AAAACCCUUUCAUCAUAAACGUAUCGGUACUGGCGCAACAAAAAUUGAAAAGACCUCUUAUUGUAAUGAAUGUAUGAAGCGUGUGCGCGUGAACACUGAAGGAGGUAAACGUAGUUUGAUCGUAGUGUCAGUCUGGUACUAUUGCCUCCGGUAGGGUCUCGCAAUCCCUUGCCAUUGGAAUUUGAUGUUUCUUACCACUUUCAAGGCCUACCAUACCGGUGAGACAGUUUUGAACCCUGCUAAAUACUAGUUUGUCCUGAACUUGCAUUAUUUCCGUCUCUUUUGCUCCAGCCCUCGUCCAGUUCUGCCUCUGCGUCACAACCUCCUCGAUCUCGGAAACCUGGGUGUUUUAGAUUGGCUCGGAUAUCAGCAACCACCAAAAUGCAAAAUGAGAUAAUCGAACCCAGUGAUUCAGACACCGACGCUAAUGGCAAAAAUGUUCGCCCAGUGAAGAAGGAGUCCACAGAAACAUUGCACCGCAAUUCCAAGGUAGCUACCCUCAAGGCAAAGCUUGCAACCCAAAGCAAGCUCGUCGCGGAACAGGGCAUGGAGUUAAAUAAACUCCGCAAGGAAAACAAGCAGUUCAAGAACGAACGAGACAUUCAAAAUGCCGAGAUCACAGGCCUUCAAGACGAGUUGAAGAAUAUCUUGCGGCAGCUCGAUGACGAAACGGUCAAAAAUCUUAAUUUCAAUAUGAUUAAGUUGAAUAGCUUGAAGUCGGAUGCUCCAAAUGGGACUGCCGUCGAAGCUACGUGGCAUCAGGACAUUGACCAAGACAUGUCCGACAGCCUCGCAUCCAACCUUCCUGUACCCGAAAACGGCCCUCCAAAUACAGCGUCCUUGCAGCCCCAAAUCCCCAACGCUUCUGGAUCUAGUUUUACAGCCAUCAAACCAGAGCCGGAAGGCGCGAAAAUUGCCGUUGUUAUUAAAUCUGAACUUGAACAUGAACCUGAUCUGAACGUCCAUGUCACGUUCGUCAAGAGCGAGGACGGGAAGUUCGAUAUCUGGAAUCUUGAGCACCUUCGUCUCGGACCUCCAGUUAUCGUAGAGAGGAGGUUUCACGUUGGAUUCAGGCGUCCUGUAAUCAGCAACGCUCUUGGCGGAAAUUGGCAAAGUACAUUCGUCAAUUGGCAAGGUCCGACCAGCGAAUUGAAUAGGUACCCAUACAUGGCCCUCAAACGAUCCUGGAAUCCACAUCUCCCGCUCGUUCCAGGAGAGCACGGUGUGGUAUUUACCAGGGUGAGGCGUUUCGAAGAUGACACGCUCAUUACUGGAUCAGUCGACGUUGUCAUAUCCGGCAAACCAAAUGAAUGGGUGUAUUUUGGUUCUUACGAGACCUUUCGGUCAGGUGAGAUCACACCUCACCAACUUCACCUGCUCCCUCCUCUGGUUGUGCGGACUUGGGUGGAGGGAACUCUGAAGUCUCAAUGGGGAAAGAACUGGGUCGAACGCACGAAUGCCGAACUUGUAGACAAGGGGGGCGAAAUUCGCCUCGUCGAGCAUACGGCACACGGUCUUCGGGAGGCACUCAGUGAUGGAAGACUCGUAAUCGGCUUCACCGUCAUGAAAUGUGUUGGAUUUCGUACGGAUUGGUUCGACCAGUUCUUGCAUUAUCAAGCGCAUCCGAAGCUGCGCACAACACAGAAAAGGAAGAAAGGGAGCUCGGGAGCCAAAAAACCCUCUGCAAAAAGGGUGAAAGGGGGCACACAUCGGAAAGAGGUGUCAUCUGAAAGUGAUAGUGAUGAGAAGUUGCAAGUCACACCGCCCGGCAGUGACGGAGAUGAGUUUCCUGACGCGGAGGACGGAAUGAAAUCACGCUUGGGUUCAGCCUCGCUGGGCGAGAGGAAGAGUGCUCGCAUUUCCGCAAAAUCAGUUGGAGCAGCAACUCCGAGUUCUAGUCAUCGGACCGUGUUAUCUCGAACUUGAGAAGUCUGCAACUACUCGAGGUCGAUCGAUACUUUACUCUCGGAAAACUCUCGGGAUUGAUAUAUUCACUAUAUAGUCGAAUACUUACCGUCCAAUACUUAUACAUAUG